This is a messenger RNA of Micromonas pusilla CCMP1545, 3138 nucleotides long. RefSeq lists its product as uncharacterized. The transcript has 16 exons. Bases 1 to 3138 code for a protein of 1045 amino acids. Gene Ontology annotation, molecular function: pyruvate, phosphate dikinase activity; ATP binding; kinase activity. Gene Ontology annotation, biological process: pyruvate metabolic process; phosphorylation. The record is from RefSeq and is a predicted model, not a curated record. Lineage: Eukaryota; Viridiplantae; Chlorophyta; Mamiellophyceae; Mamiellales; Mamiellaceae.
AUGUCCACACCCUGGAAGCCGACGCCGCACCGCGGCGACGACGGCGACGACGACGCCGCCGACGCCGCCACCGCGCGAGGACGCGCGUGCGGACUGGAGGCGAUACUACGCGGACGACGCCUCCGCGGCGACAGCGCGCGGCAGCGCGGCGCGAGCGCCAGCGCGGCGCGAGGCGCCGCCGGACGCGCGACGCCGCUUCGCGAGCACCUGUAUAGGUUCGGCGCCGGCGCCGCGGACGGCGACGCGACCGCGAAGGAAACGCUCGGCGGCAAGGGCGCGGGCCUCGCCGCGAUGUCCAACCUCGGUUUGAACGUUCCCCCCGGGUUUACGAUAUCCACGGACGCGUGCGAGCGAUACGCAAGAGAGGCGAAGGAAGCCGACUGCGCGAAGAAAGGCACCGCGGCACGGACUUUCGCUUCAACGAUCGCUUUCGUCGUGGACGAAGUCUACGAAGCCCUCGCAUUCGUGGAGAAACGCGUGGGAAAGACGUUCGGCGGUGGUGCCGGCUUUGGAGGCGCCGACUCGAAACUGAAACCGAAACCGCCGUUGCUGCUCUCUGUGCGCUCCGGUGCCGCGGCUUCCAUGCCCGGGAUGAUGGACACGGUUCUGAACCUCGGGUUAAACGACGUCCUCGUCGAGACGCUCGCGACCGCGGUUGCGACCGACCUCGGCGCGUCGAACGCGCGUCGGUUCGCGUACGACGCGUACCGGCGGCUGCUGGACAUGUUCGGAGACGUCGUGCUCGGGAUUCCGCGCGCGCGAUUCGAGGACGCGCUCGCGGCGAUGAAGACGGCGCGCGGCGCGUCGCACGACGCGGACUUGACCGAGACAGAUCUCGUCGCGCUCGUGAAGGACUACAAAGCCGUGUAUCUCGACUUCCGCGUGGACUUCCCGAGUGAUCCGCGGACGCAACUCGAGAUGGCGAUCGCUGCGGUGUUCUCGAGCUGGAACAACCCGAGGGCGGUGACGUACCGCGAGUUGAAUCGAAUCGUCGGUUUGAAAGGCACCGCAGUGAACGUUCAGGCGCGUCAUCCCGCGAUGGUGUUCGGGAACAUGGGCGAGACGUCAUGUUCCGGCGUUUGUUUCACGCGCGAUCCGGGAUCAGGGGCGAAGGCGAUCUACGGCGAGUUUUUGGUAAACGCACAAGGCGAAGACGUCGUCGCAGGCGUUCGCACGCCUGAACCAGUGAUGCCAAACAUGAGUCAGAAAUUCCCAGACGCGCGCCGCCAGCUCCAAGCGUGCUGCGACGCGCUCGAGGAACACUACCGAGACAUGAUGGACAUCGAGUUCACAGUUGAAUGCGGCCGGUUUUUCAUCCUUCAGUGCCGCGCCGGGAAACGCACCGGGGAAGCCGCGAUCAAGAUAGCGCGAGACGUCGUUGCGGAAGGACUGCGCACGGAGCCAGAGGCGCUUCUGCUCAUCGAGCCGAGGCACGUCGAUCAGCUCCUCCACCCGCGGUUCGACGCGAACUCCCCGUACGACGUCGCGGAGGACGUCGUCGCGAGCGGGCUUCCCGCGUCCCCAGGCGCGGCCGUCGGCGCCAUCGUCUUCUCCGCCGCCACCGCGAAGGUGUUUCGGCUGCAAAAACAACCGUGCGUGCUACUGAGGACAGAGACCAGCGCGGAGGAUGUCGGCGGGAUGCACGCCGCGGAGGGUAUCCUUACGUCGCGCGGCGGGAUGACGUCGCACGCCGCGGUCGUUGCGCGGGGUUGGGGGAAGCCGUGCAUAGUCGGCUGCGACGCGCUACGUGUGGAUGAUUCUGCGCGCGCGUGCACGUUCGUGCACCCACGGACCGGCGAUACGAUCGCGACGUUUCGCGAAGGUGAGCGCGAUGUUGUGUCUCUGAAUGGCACGACGGGCGAGGUGAUUAAACGCGCGGUCCCGCUCGUAGAGCCCGCGCCGCCUUUGGACGAAGACGGCGACCUCGCGACCGUCCUUCGAUGGGUCGACGCAUACCGAGAGCUCGACGUGCGGGCCAAUGCGGACGACGCGGACGACGCUCGCCGGGCGUUUCGCGCCGGCGCCGCGGGGGUCGGCCUCGCGCGAACUGAGCAUAUGUUUUUCGGGAGUAAAGAACGUGUCGACACGGUUCGAAGGCUUGUGCUCGCGGAUGAUGACAAGACGCGCGCAGCCGCGCUCCAGGCGCUCUUGCCGCUCCAGAGAGCGGACUUUGCGGGGCUGUUCCGCGCAGCGGGUUCGAGACCCGUGUGCGUGCGGCUGUUAGACCCUCCGUUGCACGAGUUUCUGCCAAAACCAGGGGAAUUCGAAAGCACGCCGCCGUUCGACGCGGAGAAGUUCGGCGCCGCCACUGCUGAGCUCACGGCGCUCACCGGGCAGACCGAAGCGCGCGUGCUCGAGCGCACACGCGCGCUGCGAGAGACGAACCCGCUGCUUGGGCUCCGCGGCUGCCGCGUCGGCAUCACGUCGCCGGAGAUCACGAAAAUGCAAGCGCGCGCGAUAUUCGAAGCCUCGAUCGAAGUCACGCGCGAAGCGAAGUCGUCGGCAUCCCUCCCGCAGGCGUCGGCGCCCCUCCCGAACGUCCAGAUCAUGAUCCCUCUCGUCGGCUGCGCGUCCGAGUUUACACAUCAGCGCGACGCGAUACUCGAAACCGCGCGGGAGGUCCGACGCGAACGCGACGGGGACGAACUCGCGCCGUUCGAGAUCGGCGUCAUGAUCGAAGUCCCGCGGGCAGCGUUGCUUGGUACAGAGCUCGUCGACGCCGGCGCGGCGUUUUUUUCCUUCGGGACGAACGACCUCACGCAGAUGACGUUUGGAUACUCCAGGGACGACGUCGCGACGUUCCUGCCCGAGUAUCUUCGACUCGGGAUACUUCAGGACGAUCCGUUCGCGACGAUCGACGUGCGCGGCGUCGGCGCUCUCGUCGAGCGGUGCGUCUCGGACGCCAGAGACGCCGCACGCGCGCGAAAAGCGUCACUGAAAAUCAGCGUGUGCGGCGAACACGGUGGCGACCCUCGGAGCAUCACGUUUUUCCACGAUCUCGCGUCGAGAGGCGCGAAGAUCGACCACGUGUCGUGUUCGCCGUUUCGCGUCGUCGUUGCGCGAGUCGCCGCCGCGCAGGCGGCGUGCCGGGAGAUGACGGAGACGACCACGGAUGGAGACGAAAAAAAUAAAAAAUAA